UUGAAACAAGCCCAUGAUGACAGUGGUCACAAAGGGUUCAAGACUGUUGCUGGUAUUCUCCGUCUCUGCUUUUGGUGGCCAGACCUCUGCGCAAAUAUCAAAUGGUACCUCUGCACCUGCCAUGCAUGUCAAAUCCAUAGCAUUCAUAAGGUCCUCAAACCUCCAACAGUUGACUGUCCGGCUCUGCUUUUCUCAAAGAUUUAUUAUGAUACCAUGAAGAUGCCUCCUAUUGUCACUGAGAAUGGAUCAGCCUGGGUAGCAGCAGUGAAGGAACUGGAACAAUGCUUUGGCAUCCACAUCCAAAUUUCACCAUACAACUCUUGUGUGAAUGGUGCAGUAGAAUCGAAACAUUUUAUGGUUCACCAAGCAAUUUUGAAAGCAUGCAGAGAUAAUAUCAAGCAAUGGCCUGACAAAGUGCCAACUGCAUUCUGGGCUGAGCGAAUUUUGGUCCAGCACAGCACUGGUCUCUCCCUGUAUUUCAUUGCACAUGGUGUUCACCCAGUCUUCCCCAUGGACUUUGAGCAAGCAACAUUCCUUGUGCCCCCACCCAAAUUCCCUAUGACCAACAGUGACAAGCUGGCCUACUCAAUUCAACAGCUUGAGCACUGUGAGUCUGAUUUAUCUGACCUCCAGAAGAAGGUUCACCAAGCCCACCUGAGAAUGGCAGACCAAUUUAAGGCAGACAACAAGCACAUCCUUGCCAAUUAUGACUUCAAACCUGGUACCCUGGUCCUCAUUUGCAAUACUUGGACAGAGAAGGAACUCAAUUGA
Dacryopinax primogenitus is the source of this 771-nucleotide messenger RNA. RefSeq lists its product as uncharacterized. The transcript is spliced from 3 exons. The record is from RefSeq and is a predicted model, not a curated record. The annotation marks the transcript as partial. Lineage: Eukaryota; Fungi; Basidiomycota; Dacrymycetes; Dacrymycetales; Dacrymycetaceae. Gene Ontology annotation, molecular function: nucleic acid binding.